AUGCCUGGUAUCUUGCCCAUGAAAGUGAUCAAGGUCGGCGGCACUGGCACGCAGAGCCGCAUCGCCCAAGCCUGCGACCGUUGUCGUAGUAAAAAGAUCCGCUGCGAUGGCGUUCGCCCCUGCUGCUCACAAUGCGCCAACGUCGGCUUCGAGUGCCGAACCAGCGACAAGCUCAGCCGCCGAGCCUUCCCCCGCGGAUAUACCGAGUCGUUGGAAGAACGAGUCAGGAGUCUGGAGACAGAGGUGAAGGAUCUGAAGGAUCUGUUGGAUGAAAAGGACGAGAAGAUCGACGUCUUGUCAAGGAUACAUUCGUUCUCGCCUGCGUCGCAACGAGCGGCGUCGAUGCGGUCUCCCUCGGCAGCCGCAACGUCCAAACCAAGCCCCUCAGAAUCGCCGGAGGGCGUGAUCCAUGUAGAGCGAUCGUUGAAGCGUCCAUCCCCGCAGUUACAAAACCCGUACACGGGGUUUUCUAGCACUCAGGGAUUUGCCGAUGUAUUCACCGACAGACUUGUCAGUCAGGGAAAGUCCGCGACCAAGAUUCCCACGGUGGCGCUGACCGCAUUGUCUGCCUCGGUAUCUCGAGGCAAACCGAGCCAAGCAGUGAAAACACCACCCCGCUUGGUCUCGGAUCAACUGAUCAACAUCUUUUUCCAAGAGUGGGCUCCGCUGUACCCAGUGGUACAUCGACCGACAAUUUUGAAGGCCUAUGAGCAGUAUCUCAGCAAUACCGAGUCUCUUCAGCGCGAUGCCCAUUCCAUGGCACAGUUGAAUUUAAUCUUUGGUAUUGCAGCGCUUUCUUCAAUUUCGAGAACCAACCAAGAUCCGACCUUCUUUGAGGAAAACUGGUCGACUACCCUUGACUCAUUCUCGGGCGAGACCUCCAUGUCGAGUCUGCAGUGCUUUGUCCUUGGUCAGAUCUAUUGUAUGACAAAGGGCGACUAUCGCACUUUGCUUCGCUACCGCGCUCUUGGUGUGGAUAUUUGCCACCAGUUGGGCCUGCAUGAGAACCUAGAGACGUCCACCAACCCUCUCGAAGACGAGACCCGCAAGAAGGUUUUCUGGUCUCAAUAUGUUCUGGAUCGUUUCUGCUCCGCCUUGACUGGAAUGCCUGUUCUCUUGCGCGAGGACGACAUCCAAAUCGAAUACCCGGUUGAUGUGGACGAUGAGAAUGUUACCGAGACUGGUUUCUUGCCAACACUCCCUGGGGAGUCCACCCGUAUCUCUAGUGCUAUUGCACUUUUCGGAGCUUCCAGAAUCCUGAACCAGGCUUUGGAGGAUAUGUUCUCCUCCAAGUCUGAAUACGAUGUCUCUGUUUCAAAGAUGCGCUCGGUUGCCGGACAGUUGGAUGAGUGGCUGCAAACUUUGCCUGCCCAUCUUCGUCUCGAGUUUAGUCAGGACAAGCCCAGCACAAAUGUCACCAGCAGCCGUUCACCUCUUCUGUCUCUUGUCUACUACUUCAUCAGGUCUUUGAUUCACCGUCCGGCUGUGUGUUUCGCAGACGAGAGCCUCAGCUCGCCGUCCGUCCUGGCAUUGUCUGAUUCGGCCAAGCACAUUGUUCAGAUUCUUGAACUUCUCGAUGAAAGACGGCUCUGCCUCUCUUUCAGUAUUAGCCGCAAAGAGUUGAUAUUUUUCGCUGGACUUGGGCUUCUGUGGCAAAUGCUUGGUGUGAAACGCGAGAGCAAACUCGCCAAGGAGACCCAGAAGAUGCUUGGUACCGCUCUGGGACAACUCCAAGCCGACUUCACUGAGGCAGCAGCUGAAUUCAACACCUUGUCAAGCACUUUGGUUUCAUUGGACGAUGGCAGACGGUCAUCGUCCGACAAGGCUUCCAGCGAAAUGGUUGCGCCGACACACAAGCCACACAAGUCUCCCAAAAAGCACUUACAAGCUUUGAAAUCGCGUCUUACCAACGCCGUUCGCGAACAACCAAAGCAAGACUCGCCUCAAGCUUCCCGCCGAAACACCAUCUCGGGCGCAACUCCACCGCUCGCCGCCCAAUCCCUUCGCUCACCCAGCUGGAGCAGCCUCCCCCCUGCACAGCACGAUCAUCUCGCCCCUCAAUAUGACCACUCUCCUCUUGACCUCGCGUCAGCGCCACUGAACUACGAACAUCACCGGUCAUUGUCUUGCUCAACACCCUCCGACCCAGCCACCGGUGCUAUCACCAUGGCCGACUGGGAAUACGUACUCAGCGACAUGGACCGCGGCUACUCCAACAUCUUCACAGGAAUUUACGGCGGCAAGGACUGUGGUGAAGACUCCGGACCCUUUGCUUCAAUCACAGCUGAAUGCAGCCGGAAACCCAUGGAGGCCCCGCUAGCCAUCCCGCCACCGAACGAACUCCAGAAUUUGUCGCCGGAGUCCUGGUCAGCCAGCAGUGGCGAAUUUGCGCCCGCGCAAGAACAUACGACGCAGAGCGUCCUCAGUUACUCAGGCGAGAGCAUGGGAAGUAUGGAUGACACCUUGGCCCCGUACACAGAUGUCAAGGUCUAUCCCGAGGACAUCAACACACUGGAUCCAUUCAAUGCUUUCACCAUGCCAAGCGAAGACAAAACCGACGACGGAUUCGACGAGUUCUCACUGGUAAAUGGAUGGGACCGACGGCUGGCCGUUUGA
Messenger RNA from Penicillium antarcticum, 2616 nucleotides. RefSeq names its product C6 transcription factor FacB/Cat8 (gene facB). The record is from RefSeq and is a predicted model, not a curated record. The coding region runs from base 1 to 2616 and encodes 871 amino acids. Gene Ontology annotation, biological process: regulation of DNA-templated transcription; DNA-templated transcription. Gene Ontology annotation, molecular function: DNA-binding transcription factor activity, RNA polymerase II-specific; zinc ion binding; DNA binding. NCBI's taxonomy places the organism in Eukaryota, Fungi, Ascomycota, Eurotiomycetes, Eurotiales, Aspergillaceae. The transcript is spliced from 5 exons.